UUCGUGUGUUCUGUGCAGGUAAUAUUUAGUUUUCGAUAUGGAAAUUGAUAACGAAAAAUUGAUUAGUGCCGUUCGUGAAAAGCCUCGGUUGUGGAACAUGAAAGACAAAAGGUAUCAUUCUCGUGAUGUUCAGAGGAAAUUGUGGUCGAAAGUUGCAGACGAAGUAGGUGUUACUAAUAAUGUGAACGAAGUAAAGAAAAAGUGGAAAGGACUGCGCGAUGUAUUUAGAAGAGAAUAUAAAAAAUUCCAUAAAUCAGGAGAUGAGGCGGCGGAGGAAGGUUCCUCUUCAUGGACUUUCUUCGACCAGAUGCUGUUUCUCUCCGACAUAAUUGAGCCACGACAGCUGAAGGAAAAUGUUGCCUCGCCCGAAAGAACAUUUUCUCGAAAUAAUGACGGAGACGAUAUUGCCGAUGAAGAUGAUUUGCCUGAUAUGGAAUCACCACAAGCAGUUGUCACUGACAAAGGAGAACUCAAUAUGUCAUCGAGCGAAACCAGUAAGAUGGAACCCCCAGUACCUGCAAGCAAUCAUCAGACGCGUAGAAAACAGCAUGAUACACAACCAGGUAAUGCUGACGUUCGUCCUGCUGGUCCUCCAAUAACACCUAGAACUAGCAAUCUUAAACUUAAAAAAAAUACACCAGCAGACAUCACGGUUGACGAUAAAUUUCUAGAAAUCGAGAGGGCUAAGUUGCAGUUAUUUACUGAACAUGCUAACAAAGAAGGAGACAGCGACUAUCAGUUUUUGAUUAGUCUUCUUCCAUAUCUAAAAAAAGUUCCAGAACACCGCAAAUUGCAUGCAAGAAAUAAACUUCAGCAAGUUCUUAUUGAUGAAGGAGAGCAAUACCACAGAUCCCCGCAUACCCCAUCGACCUACACAACAACACCGGUACCCUCGCCUUGCACCAGCGAAACCGGUGGACCCUCAUGGACGAUUGAAACGUCGAACUCAUCUGCAGACCAGAUUAAUACAGGUUUGCGAGAAUAUUUCGGGAACUUAGAAGAUAUAAAAUUGAAACUGGCAACAAGAAAACAACUUUCUAACGUCAUGUAUGGAAAAGAGGCUUUGGGACCAGGCCCGUUGAUAUCAGAUAUCAAACCGAAAACGAAACAUUUUCAAAACUCUUAUACCUUAUAUAUUUUUAUCAUGUCACUAUAACAUCAUCCAUUGGUCACUUUCGAAAAUAAAACGCACGCGUUUGUAAGCUUUGCAAUCGUAAUCCUCGUUUGCAUAAAUUGGAUUACUUGAGGCACGGGUGCAUGUGGGGAUUCUCAAAUUUCUCAUACCAG
Messenger RNA from Acanthoscelides obtectus, 1287 nucleotides. The record is from the annotation of a GenBank genome assembly. Lineage: Eukaryota; Metazoa; Arthropoda; Insecta; Coleoptera; Chrysomelidae.